Rotaria sp. Silwood2 is the source of this 1548-nucleotide messenger RNA. The record is from the annotation of a GenBank genome assembly. Lineage: Eukaryota; Metazoa; Rotifera; Eurotatoria; Philodinida; Philodinidae.
UGAAGUCGGUGUGGUGUGUGCUACUGCGGGGGGGGGGGGGGGGGGGGCCUCAGCCCCCCUGACUCCGCCACUAAACGUAUCAUCAAUGUCUUGUUCUUUGUAGAGAAGCUUUGUAAAUGUAAACAAAAUCGUAAUAAGCAAAAAACUUUGAUACUUUCAUCUGUUCAUAGAAAUUUGCAUUUCGAAAACUAUUCAUUCUAAUUUUAGAGUUAUCAAAAUAAAGUCAUAUUUAGAAUCUUUAAUUAAUUUUCUUAAAUUUUGAAAGAAUAUUAUUUCUAUUUUAUUGAAAUUAUUUUUAAAUUCAUUUUUUACGAUUAUACAAAAAUAUUUCAGUCUGAAAUCUUAAAUGACAUUAUUAAACACAUAAAUCAAUGUAGUUUUAAAGAUGAAAAAAGAAAUAUCUUAUAAUCUAAAAUGAUAUAUAAUAUACCAUCAAAUGUGAAUAUUUUUUUGUUCAUAAAUUCGAAUAAUCUUAAUUAAUUAUUUUUUUUUUUCUUCUAGUCGGAUAUGAUCUCUAUUGAUAUAGAUGGUCCAUCAACAAUGCUUAGUUCUAUUUGUGAAUCAAUAGUUAUAACACAAGGUUCUGUUUAUACAAAUACUCUAUCAAAAACACAAUCUGAAAAAUCAAAUAUUCAAUCUAUAUCUGAUUCAUCAUUACUUCCUGUUUCAAAUCAAUAUGAAGAAUAUCUUAUUCAUACAUCACAUGCUUUAAAAAAUGAUAAAAUUGAAGUACUCAAUUCAUGGCAUGAUCAUACUAUUAUUAAUGGUAGUAGUACACCAUGGUGUAGUCGAUUUAAACCAAUAAAACAUAUUCCACCAUCGAUAAAUACAACUCCAAUAAAUAAUUCAUCAUUUCAACAUAUUGAACAUAAUAAUCUUGAUUUAAACAAACAACAAAAAUCUACACGUGAUAUAUCUUUAUCACCUAUACUAUUACCUUUAGAAAAACAUUAUCAAACAACAUGUACAUCACCAAUAACAAUUCGUCAAACAGUUGAUCAAUCAUGUCAAUAUAGUCCACCAUUAAUAAAACAUGAUCAAGGUUUACAAUGUAGUUUAGACACUAAAACAAAUUAUACACAAGUAUCAUCAUAUGAUAUACCAAAUUUUUUACAAACACAAGAUGGAAUACAAACAUCUGAUAAUAUUCAUUAUAGAACAAUGUUAAUACAUCCAACAAUACUUGAGCGUAGUUCUGAUUCUGGUAUACUUGUUGAUGAUAAUCAUCGUAUGAAAUUAAAUUUAGGUUUACAAGUUGAUAUGAAAAGUUCAUCAUCCGAUAGUGAAGAUAUAUCUGAAGUAACAACACGUCCAAUUAUACGACAAAGACCAUUAAAUACGAAUAUUAUUUAUGAAAAUCCAACAAUAAUGAAUUCAAAUUUAAAACUCUCAACUAAUGAUAUUGAACAAGAAAUUUUACAAUUACGUCGUGAACGAGCUCAUAUACUUGAUUUACUUUCAUUAAAUUGGAGUCGAUCAAAUAUAUGGGUAGAAUUAACAGAAGCAAAAUUAAAUUAUAUUAUUGGAGAAACAGGUAAAUCAAUUUAG